CCUCGGAGACUCUCCCCGUUCUGGAGAAUGGCUCUCGAUGCUGAAGAAGAAAGGGAACGUGGUAGAAGGAGCGAAGUCGAACAGCAACGAAGGAGCCGAAGAAGCGACUCUCAAAACUCUACCUCUUAUUCGCAUGGACGCUCCCCCAUCCAGGCAUUCGCGAAAAUGGCUCCAAUCCAGUCCGUCGCUCUCUGAUCUGAAAUCCCAGUUCGUCUCUCUCGUUAGCAUGACCUAGGAAGUCCGGUUGAACACUCAAGGGAAUCGAAGUUGUGCCUCUCUGCUUCACUCGAACCUGAAGUAUUCUUCCCCUACAGCCAAUAAUGCCUUUGCCCUAGCCGCCAAUUAUGCUCAUCCCCUAUCCAUUGACUCCAACGCACGAUUUGGUUUUGCUCAUUGAUCCAUGCUAUUUUUCGAAAUUCCUCUUGCCCUGCAUAUCAUUCAAGGCUGUGAAGGUUUGCAUUCAAACUCAACAAGGCUUUGCAAGAGGGUUAAGUGAUGGGUUAUCUAAGAUUGUCAAAUCCAAAGAGAAUCUCAGGACUUCUGCCCAGGUUCUAAUUCAAGUUAUUCCCAACAUUCAUUUCGAAAAGAAAAGUCUCUUUCUUUCUUGUUGUAAUUUUGAUCCAAAAUCCUUCAGAUUCAUUUCUAGGUAAGGUCUUAUAACUUUUAAUUGUGUAAUCUUCAGAUUCAUUUCUAGGAAUGCUAUUCAAAAUACUUUUAAAGCUGUAACUGUCCGUGUGCCAAUUGGUCUUGAAGCAUUGAAUUUCCAAAUCAGUAAACACAGAAGCUUUUUCUUCAAUGUUCUUGUUACUGUAAGAGUUAUACUAUAGGAUUAAA
Messenger RNA from Dendrobium catenatum, 834 nucleotides. RefSeq lists its product as uncharacterized. The coding region runs from base 345 to 650 and encodes 101 amino acids. The transcript is spliced from 5 exons. Lineage: Eukaryota; Viridiplantae; Streptophyta; Magnoliopsida; Asparagales; Orchidaceae. The record is from RefSeq and is a predicted model, not a curated record.